GUGACGAACAAAUUCAGAAAAGAAAAGAAAAACGCGUCAACGCAACCGACAUCUGAAUCCCGCGUAAACUCCACGCAAUCUCAAUUCUAAUUCAUGUCGGAGACGGAGAGCCUUCCGCUGGAUUUAAGGGCGCGAUUGGCCCGCGGGAUCGAAACCCUAGCCCCCCCUCCUUCCGAGAUCUGGAUUCGACCCAACUCCCCACAAGCAUCCCGCUUCUCAGCGAUCGGUUCCCGGUGAUAGCGCGUGCUUUUUCCAGCAGCGGGCGGACGACGAUGUCGAGCGCGGCGGCGCUCGGGGGCACGGCGGCGCCGUGGGCUCAGGCGCAACCCCACCUGCUGCAGGAGUUCGAGUACUUCCUGGUCGUGGAUUUCGAAGCCACCUGCGAGAAGGACAGCCGGAUCUACCCGCAGGAGAUCAUCGAAUUCCCCUCCGUCCUCGUCGACGGCGCCACCGGCCGAAUCGAGUCCGCCUUCCGCAGGUAUGUCCGCCCUAAGUACCACCCCGUGCUGACUCAGUUUUGCAGGGAGCUCACAGGGAUCCGGCAGGAGGACGUCGACGGAGGCGUGGACCUCGGCGAAGCGCUCUGGCUGCACCACCGCUGGCUGCAGGCGGCGACGUCGGGGGCCAGGAAAGGCGGCAGCUUGGCCGUCGUGACGUGGGGGGACUGGGAUUGCCGUACGAUGCUGGAAUCGGAGUGCGUCUUCAAGGGGAUCGCCAAGCCCGCCUACUUCGAUCGCUGGGUCAACCUCAGGGUCCCCUUCCAGGCGGUGCUCGGGGGCGGAGGGCGGGCCACUCUGCAGGAGGCCGUCCGGGCCGCGGGGUUACAGUGGGAGGGCCGCCUGCACUGCGGGCUUGAUGACGCGCGCAACACCGCGCGGCUUCUUGUGGAAAUCAUGCGGAGGGGCGCCAAGAUCGCGAUUACCGGCUCCUUGGCGCCGCCGCCGAUCCAGCCCAAGGAGGAGGAGGAGGAGCAGCCACACACAAGUCUGUGCGGUGGCGCCGCCGGGGCAUGCUUCUGCGGAGUGGCGAGCAGAUGGGGCGUUGUAGCUAUGCCAGGGCCAAUGCAGGGGAGGUGCUAUUGGGGGUGCGGCAACUGGACGCCCACCAUGGGAGCCAUCUGCCCCUACUUCCUGUGGAGCAAUUGAAUCGGUUGCGCCACCGAUUGUGAUUUCAGGCUCAGUCUAGAUAUUAGCUCGGUGUGAUUUGGUCGCUGGAAUCAAAUGUGACCCAGCUAGCAUUAGCUUAGUUCAUCCUUACUGUGAACUAGUCACCGAAACCUAUGGCUCAGCUCAAGUAGCUAUCCUGUGUAAUUGGUGUCUGAAUUAUUGAUAUUAAUACAAGGUUUGAUUUAACUA
Messenger RNA from Lolium perenne, 1355 nucleotides. RefSeq lists its product as uncharacterized. Gene Ontology annotation, molecular function: 3'-5'-RNA exonuclease activity; nucleic acid binding; zinc ion binding. Lineage: Eukaryota; Viridiplantae; Streptophyta; Magnoliopsida; Poales; Poaceae. The record is from RefSeq and is a predicted model, not a curated record.